GCGGCCCCGCCCCGGCUCCGGCGGCAGCGGCGGCGGCGGGGGCGCGCGGGCGGGUGCACCUGGCGCCCUCCUCGGGGCUCCUCGUCGCCGGGACAACCGGGAUCGCCGCCGCCGCGCCUCUGCCAUGGUUUUCUCAAAUAAUGAUGAAGCCCUUAUUAACAAAAAACUACCCAAAGAACUUCUGUUAAGAAUAUUUUCUUUCUUGGACAUAGUUACUUUGUGUCGCUGUGCACAAGUUUCCAAGGCAUGGAAUGUUUUAGCUCUGGAUGGAAGCAAUUGGCAAAGAAUAGACCUCUUUAACUUCCAAACGGAUAUAGAGGGUCGUGUUGUGGAAAAUAUAUCAAAAAGGUGUGGUGGGUUCCUGAGACAGCUUAGUCUGAGAGGAUGUCUUGGUGUUGGAGACUCCUCUUUAAAGACCUUUGCACAGAACUGCAGAAACAUUGAACACUUAAAUCUGAAUGGGUGCACAAAAAUCACUGACAGCACGUGUUACAGUCUUAGCAGAUUCUGUUCCAAGCUGAAACAUCUGGAUCUGACAUCCUGCGUAGCCAUCACAAACAGUUCUUUAAAAGGCUUAAGUGAGGGUUGCAGAAAUCUGGAACAUUUGAAUCUUUCCUGGUGUGAUCAGAUUACGAAGGAUGGUAUUGAAGCACUGGUGAAAGGGUGUAGUGGACUAAAAGCUCUAUUUCUUAGAGGUUGCACACAGUUAGAAGAUGAAGCAUUGAAACACAUUCAAAAUCACUGUCAUGAGCUUGUAAUCCUGAAUUUGCAAUCGUGUACACAAAUUUCAGAUGAAGGCAUUGUGAAAAUCUGUAGAGGAUGCCAUAGACUGCAGUCACUUUGUGUUUCAGGCUGUAGCAACCUGACAGAUGCUUCUCUCACAGCACUUGGUCUGAACUGUCCAAGGCUGAAGAUUUUAGAAGCUGCAAGAUGUUCACAUCUCACAGAUGCUGGGUUUACCCUUCUGGCACGGAAUUGCCAUGAGCUGGAGAAGAUGGACUUGGAAGAGUGUGUUUUGAUAACUGACAGCACAUUGAUACAACUUUCCAUACACUGUCCUAAGCUGCAAGCAUUGAGCUUAUCUCACUGUGAACUGAUCACUGAUGAUGGGAUUCUUCACCUGAGCAACAGCACGUGUGGGCACGAGAGGCUGCAGGUGCUGGAGCUCGAUAACUGUCUCCUCAUCACAGACGUGACUCUGGAACACCUGGAGAACUGCCACAACCUGGAGAGAAUUGAGCUGUACGACUGUCAGCAAGUCACACGAGCUGGAAUCAAACGGAUCAGAGCUCAUCUACCUCACGUGAAAGUUCAUGCUUACUUUGCUCCAGUAACACCCCCUCCAUCCGUCGGAGGGAGCGGACAGCGCCUCUGCAGAUGCUGUAUUAUCCUCUGACAGUGAGUGCAGCCACACAGAAAACGUGGUUGAAGAAUGGGACAGCAAGUCAGAGGAAGGAGUCGGUUUCCUGACAAGUCCUAAUGGUGGUGUUUGGUCAUCCAGUUUUGUGACAAGAAAAGCGUUUUUUUUCCCGAGGUAAAAAUCUUAACGUAAUGUGCAGCUGUGGAUUAAGUUGGUGAUGCUUUGGUUUGUAUUAGUAACUCCUUCCUUCUGUUGGCAUGAGAACUGCGGUACCGUGUCAAACAUGUGGGCAUUGCAGCGUAGCAGCUACGCAGUGGAAGUUCACGAAACUUGGAAGUUAAUUUGCGUUUGUCAGCACUACUUGGUGUGAAGUUCUGCUGUAACGUGGGCCAUGCCAAGGAACUGAGCCUGCUGUUCUGUAAUAUACACCACAGAUCAAGUAUCAGGUUUAAGGACAAAUCAGCUUUAGCAGAUGUUGACCAAAAAAUGCAAAGUAAUCAUAAGCUCUUACAGUGAAACAGCAGCUUGUUCUUUUUCAUGAUUCAGCUUCAUAUUUAAUUAUGUAACAGGAGCUAAUAGGUAAUGUCAAAAGGUAAGGUAGUACCUCAAGAUACCCAUAGAACUAGAAAUACUUCCCAAGUUUUGGACUUGGUUCAGUUGAACUCUGCUCUUACAAAGCUUGCCCGUCGCCGACGCACGUUCUGCCCGAUGCCAUCGGCCUUGAACAGGGUUAAGAAAUCCACUGUGGUAGAGCCCGUGCACUCUACUGUACCUGCUGCCACAGCCAUCCAUGGUGCUUUCGCCAACGCCAUCCCCGCGUCCUCCGGGACCGCCGUGGAGUGCAAGGAGAGGAUGCUUCCAGGAGGAGGGGUAGCACACAUGCUUUUCUACAGAUGAAUGGAACACAGGAUGGAGCAAGGAAUUCAGUUUGGCCCACCCAUUUUAGGGAAAAGCAUCUGGGCUCAUCAGUCUGUAGGCAGGAGUUGAACCACACCAGACCUGUGGUUUUCAAAUGUAGAAAGCCAAACUCUUCACAUUUGGUUAAGAAGCUGUCAACGUCUGAAUGAUAAUGAUGAUGAUAAAAAUCUAUGUAUUAACUCUUAAGGCCAUGCUUUCAUCUUUAGUUUUUCAGUGCUAGACAAUUAGAUAAACUUUUUUUAUAUUAAGCAAUUUAAUUAUCUGAGAGAAACUACUUGACAGUUCAGAAAGCUUUUCUUGUGUAAGUUUGACUUUCUCCGUGUGUGUGUGUGUUUUAAGAGUUCAGGGCCUGUGUUUACUGAAAAUUAAAAAGCAGUUGGAAAAGCUACUACUGGACAGAACUGCCAUUUCCCCCCUGCAAAUUUUAAACCACUUCUAAAAAGGAUUAAGUGUGAACAUGAACUUCUGUGGCCAGCAAUGGCUGGGUUGUGUUCAUGACUCACAGAGAAUGGGGACAGUGAAUUAAGACCUGAGCUUUGGGAUUAAAUUACACUUUAGACUACAGUACAUGGAUUUAUUACUACAAAAUAAGCCAGUCUGGGCUUCUUUUGCACAGUAGUGGAGUGCUGUUACAAUCAUACUUCAGAGUUCCAUUAAGACACUGCUGGUCUAAUGAGAGUUUGAACCAGAUUUUAUUCUCAACUGUACCAGGGCAGUCAUUGGUACCAAUAUGUCAAGAUGUGUUGCCUUUUGUUGGCUCAUUUUUUUUUCUAAGACCAUAAUGAACCUUGUAAGUCUAUUGCAUUGAAGAUGUACAAAAACCAAUGGAACCUACUCUGAUAUAGGACACGUAAAUAAACAAUCAGCUGAUGUCAAACUUGAAUUUGUUGGAAUUAUUUCAAAUCUAAGCAAGAUUUCUGCUAGAAGAUCCAUGUGAAUGCACUGUGUGCAGGAUAUACUGCAGAGCUGGUUUACUUCCCUUCCUUACCUUGACCUACAACUCUUGCUAGGGCAGGUCUUGCAGUUAAUCUGAACCUUAACAAUGGACUGUCUCUAAUGUGGGCAUUGGAAAAAAAGUAAACAAAAAGAAAAGCACAUUUACAAAAUUAUUGAAAAACAUUUAUUAUACUUAAAUUGAAAUGUGUACAUCUUAUUAAAAAACAAAAGCCAUUUGCUGGUGCCAUAAUUUAAUUCCAAUUUCAAGUGAGCUGGACAAACUACUGUACAACUUUCAAUAUUCUUUAAAAUUAGAUAUUUGGAUACUUUCCAAUCAAGGAUUUUUCCACUUUUAUAAAACAUUUGGAUUUGAGUAUGGUGUGAGCUAAAAAGACACAAGUGUCAGUUCAGGAAAAUACUAGGACCAAAC
Messenger RNA from Poecile atricapillus (Black-capped chickadee), 3644 nucleotides. RefSeq names its product F-box and leucine rich repeat protein 2 (gene FBXL2). Gene Ontology annotation, molecular function: protein binding. The coding region runs from base 125 to 1396 and encodes 423 amino acids. Lineage: Eukaryota; Metazoa; Chordata; Aves; Passeriformes; Paridae. The transcript is spliced from 15 exons. Gene Ontology annotation, biological process: SCF-dependent proteasomal ubiquitin-dependent protein catabolic process. The record is from RefSeq and is a predicted model, not a curated record. Gene Ontology annotation, cellular component: SCF ubiquitin ligase complex.